This is a messenger RNA of Schistosoma mattheei, 1402 nucleotides long. The record is from the annotation of a GenBank genome assembly. NCBI's taxonomy places the organism in Eukaryota, Metazoa, Platyhelminthes, Trematoda, Strigeidida, Schistosomatidae.
GACUUGUUUCGUUACCAUAUUUGAAUGAGUGUCGAACGUAGUGUCCUGAAGAAACGUCUAGAGCGCAGGCUUGACCGUUUAACUAGAAGCUGUCAACAUGCAACUCAGGAGCUAUCAUUUCUUCUUAGAGAUUUCACAAAGUAUAUUGAGCGGCAUAUUGAUAAUUCCCCAUCGGAUUUUUCUACUAGUGAUAGGAUGUCAAAUAUGGUCUUAGUAUCCGAAAUAAUAAUUGAAGAUCUACUUGAUCUAUUGUCUAAGUAUCACCAUGCAUCAGAGAGCAUCCUGAAGACGUGCACGCAAGCGCACCAAACAAUUGAUUCUUCAGAUAUCAGCUCACUGUGUAAUUAUGACCUCACCAAAGAUUCUGUUGGAAAGUGCUUGGAUCAACCGCUUGACGAAAAAUACUUCAUAGAACAUUUAUAUAGCCGUACGCGACUCCUUUACAUGCUAGAAACAAGCUUUGAAUUGCAGGAAACCGGUCUUAUAUCUCAAAUUUCGUAUCUGAAAGGGAUAUGUACAACAAGGGGAGAAAUAUCACCAGAUAUCACCGAAGAAUAUUUAAGGGAGCUAGAAGUAGAAUGUACCAAAUUAGCCUCAGAAUUAGCUACUUUAAAUCAGCUGGAGGUUAUUCAAGUUCAAUCAAGAAAUAAAUUGGUUGAAAAGCAGAACCAAUUAAAACAUAUGAAUGAUGUUGAAGGGAUUCUUCGUCAAGAAAAUUCAUGGUUAAGAUUUUUGACAAAUAUAGUUGAUUUAGAACAUGAUUCUUGUAAACAAGCCUUAAAAGAAUUGAUUUCUAUUUCCCAAUCACUUCAUACUCUCAAGGAUUAUAGUGUCCAGCUUCUUGAGAAAUCAGCAAGCUUAUAUCAAUCAGACGAUCUGAUAGAAUGUGAUGAAUCAGUUAGGAAUGAUGUCUCAAAACAUUUCGAAGAUGCUGUUAUUCAUCUGCUACUAACCUCCCCAUUGCCAUCUGAGCUUUCUGAAAAGCUUAAAACAACCGAAAAUCGUUCAGAAACCAUCCUUGAUAUUCUACGUUCUCUAAAAUCUAGGUUGGUAUCAUCCCAAGAUUCCAUUAAGAUUGAAUCAGAGCAACUGGAUAAAUAUAUACAGCAAAUUCGUAAACAAUUACUUGGUUUGAAAGAAACAUUCGACCUUCCGGAUUCACUUAUUUCAUGCGAUACACCUCAUCUUGAACAACUGAAUCCCGAUCGUAUUCGUUUUUCUUGGAGAGGUCUUUGUUCUACAGAACUUACAGAUUUAUUCGUUAAUACUUGUAAAGAUAUAAAUGGUUUAGUUGAACAAUUGGAUCGCCUGGAACUGGAAGCAGAUAUUACUUUUCCUCAUAUAUAGUUGUCUUAUGUAUAGAUUUACUUGUGUACGAAAUAAAACAAGCUUUUUCAUCCCA